AUGCGCAGAUGGAUGCCGGAAAGGAACCUGCCAGAUCUGCUCUCCGGACUGUACUUGCACGUUUUCUUUCUUGUGGGCAGUGUGUGUCUUGCCCGUGGCGAUAGGACUCCAGAGCAAAUGGCUGCAAUUAUGAACUGCUCCAAACACGAAAGGCACACCAGAAACUACGACUAUAUGGAGGGAGGGGAUGUAAGAAUCAGACAGCUUUUCAGCAGGACGCAGUGGUUCCUCACAAUCGACGAAUAUGGCAAUAUCAACGGAACACAAGAUCCCACAAAUUGCUACAGUAUUCUGGAAAUCCGGACAGUCUCAGAGGGAGGUAUCCUGGCCAUUAAGGGGGUGAAAAGCCAAUAUUACAUAUCAAUGAACAGGACAGGGGUUCUGCAAGGGAAGAAGACCUACAGUGAAACUUGCAACUUUAAAGAGGUUUUCUUAGAAAACUACUUCAACGCUUACUCAUCCGCAAAGUGGACUAAGCAGAACGGUAAGGAAAUGUUCAUCGCGCUGUCUCAGAAAGGCCGGCCGCUGAAAGGACGGAAGACCAGGAAGGAGAACAUAUCAUCUCACUUCAUACCCAUGAAAUGCAAAGAGGAAGACAGGCGAGUGGACUGAUGUUACAGUAUUGC
Molecule: messenger RNA, 626 nt
Organism: Conger conger (European conger)
Lineage: Eukaryota; Metazoa; Chordata; Actinopteri; Anguilliformes; Congridae
Gene: fgf7
Product: fibroblast growth factor 7
Exons: 3
Coding region: 1-612 (203 amino acids)
Biological process (GO): regulation of cell migration; lung development; positive regulation of gene expression
Cellular component (GO): cytoplasm
Molecular function (GO): type 2 fibroblast growth factor receptor binding; growth factor activity
Source: RefSeq, a predicted model, not a curated record